CUUGCUGCAUGCUAGUACUUUAUAGCACUGUAUGAAAAAUAUUAGAGAUCAAGAUGCUUCAUUUGAACCACUUUCAUUGUUUCUACGAACAGGAUAGCCCUUUCAGCGAUACUUGUAAAGAGGUCACCAGUCGUCUCCAUCAGGCUGCUGAGUUGUGUGGCUCCUCUUUGAGAGCAGGAACUGCCUCUCUGAAGCAAUCAAACACCAUUACACUUUCUGACCUUCCAAUUAUUGUUCAGUUACACAUUUUCUCCUACCUUGAUGCUCGUUCACUGUGUCAAUUGGCUGUGACGUCUUCUAGACUGAGUCAGUCAUCAUGUGAUUCUCUCCUGUGGUCGCGUCUACUGGCAAGAGACUCUCUCUCAUGGUCUGUGUUGGGACACCUCUCCUAUCCCCCUGUGUACACCUCAGCCGGCUCAGAGCUUUCCCCAAAAGAAAUAUAUGAGGCUUGCUAUAGUCGCCGUGAGUGCAUUCCUCAGCGAUCAUUCACUCACCCUCUCACCACACGACUACGGGGUCUUGUUCGAAGACUACAAGGUCAUGUGCCAAAAUUGCUAGUUGUCGGCUCAGGACUAGAGACUCUUCCAUUCAUUCGCACUCUGCUAUGGGAGGAACAGUCACCAUAUAAACCCAUUGGCAUGUCCCCUGGCAAAGAUGGCAUUGGCAGUGGUGUGUGUGUGCAGCAUAGGGACCGUCCCCUCAACCUUGUGACCCUCUACAGAGCCCCAAAGGCUGAACGAACUUCCUCAACUGUCAACAAGCUACUCACAGCGUCAAGAGAAGAACUGACACCAGGUGUACAGGAGCUGUGUCAACAAGCUGAUGGAUUGGUUUUAGUAGUUGAUUCCACAGAGGCCCCCUGCUGUGACGAUGCUAGUCUAUUGGGUGGAAUGAUUGGCUACUGUCCUCAUGGAACACCUGCACUCAUUCUAGCCUGCUCAAUGAAGGAGUUAGAGGUCAGCCCACCCCCCCUUUGCUGGGCCGAGAGUCUACAGUUGACCAGACUGAGCGUCCCAUGGCAAGUGAGGAGGCUGAAUUUAGAGGCUACCAGUGGGCUUGAACAAGGGAUGGACUGGCUGUUAACAGCAAGACAAUGAUGUGUGGAAUGGCUGAAUGCUUUAUGUUGCGUAUACUUAAUACUUGAAGCUAAUUAAAUUUUUGUUCAAUUUACUUUGCACCACCCACACAAUACGAAUUUCAUAAUAAUUAUGCCUAUUAAAA
Messenger RNA from Halichondria panicea, 1221 nucleotides. RefSeq names its product F-box only protein 4-like. Bases 54 to 1097 code for a protein of 347 amino acids. Gene Ontology annotation, cellular component: SCF ubiquitin ligase complex. The record is from RefSeq and is a predicted model, not a curated record. NCBI's taxonomy places the organism in Eukaryota, Metazoa, Porifera, Demospongiae, Suberitida, Halichondriidae. Gene Ontology annotation, molecular function: protein binding. The transcript is spliced from 4 exons. Gene Ontology annotation, biological process: SCF-dependent proteasomal ubiquitin-dependent protein catabolic process; protein polyubiquitination.